This is a messenger RNA of Pleuronectes platessa (European plaice), 2221 nucleotides long. It is a transcript of the gene asb1, whose product is annotated as ankyrin repeat and SOCS box containing 1. Gene Ontology annotation, biological process: regulation of transcription by RNA polymerase II; intracellular signal transduction. The record is from RefSeq and is a predicted model, not a curated record. Lineage: Eukaryota; Metazoa; Chordata; Actinopteri; Pleuronectiformes; Pleuronectidae. Gene Ontology annotation, molecular function: RNA polymerase II-specific DNA-binding transcription factor binding. Gene Ontology annotation, cellular component: nucleus. The transcript is spliced from 5 exons. Bases 114 to 1175 code for a protein of 353 amino acids.
GACGUCAUGCACUCGGUCCCGUUUGUUUACUUCUACUUGAGGCGUUGUCAACAAAGAGGACGGACGCGUGUGUUCCGUGUUUUCGGUGCUCGGGACACAUCGGGACCAGGACCAUGGCGGACCCCGGUCCAGAGGCACCGGCGGACGGGGCCGACCCGCCCAGUACCAACCCCCCACCGCUCAUCACAGUGUCUGGUCUGCCCAGUGCCACCAGUGCAGGACGGAACCUGAAGGACUGGCUCCAGGAGCAGUUCUGUGACAAACCUCUGGAGCAGGACGACAUGCGGCUGCACAACGCCGCCUACGUGGGAGACUUGGACACGCUGAGGAACCUGCUGCAGGAGGACGACUUCAGAGGGCGCAUCAAUGAGAAGUCUGUGUGGUGCUGUGGCUGUCUGCCCUGCACUCCUCUGCGGAUCGCUGCCACAGCCGGACACGCCGCCUGCGUGGCCUACCUGAUCGCCCAGGGGGCCGAGGUGGACCUGGUGGACGUCAAAGGCCAAACGGCGCUCUACGUAGGCGUGAUCAACGGUCACCUGGAGUGCGUCCGGAUCCUCCUCGAGGCCGGAGCGGAUCCCAACGGAAGCCGGCACCACCGCAGCACCCCCCUGUACCACGCUGCGCGGGUGGGAAGGCUGGACAUUCUGCAGGAGCUCAUCCGGUUCAAUGCUGAUGUGGACAUGGACCACCAGCUGGGCCCCCGGCUCCUCUUAAGCGCCCGCACCCUCAACACCUUGGUGGUGUGUCCCCUCUACAUCAGCGCUGCCUACCACCACCUCCACUGUUUCCAGCUGCUGCUCCAGGCCGGCGCGCAGCCCGACUUCAACUACAACGGGCCGGUCUGCCACGAGGCGCUGACCCGCGGCCUGGCCUCCUGCCUGCUGGACGCCGUGCUGCGGCACAGCUGCGAGGUGGCCUUCAUCCACCUGCUGCUGGACCACGGGGCCAACCCGGCCCUGGUGCCCUGGGAUGAGUCAGCGCUGGAGGCUCCUAACCGAAGGAAGGUGGAUCCUGAGGCCCUCGGGAUCUUCCUGGAGGCGAGGAGACGCCCUCGCCGGCUGACGCACUUGUGUCGGAUCAGGAUCCGGAGAGCGAUGGGCAAGAGUCGCCUCACCCACAUACCUUCGUUACCUCUGCCAGGGCCCAUCCAGAACUUCCUGCUUCACAGAGACUGACCCCCGAGCAGCUUCUCGUCGUCCACAUCCAACAAGAUACAAGAAAAACUUCAGUCAAUCUCAACGGCAAGACACACACGGCUGUGAAACCCUGAAAUAUUCUCCAAUAAUAAACUGCUCUCAGUAUUAUUUCUAUAACACCUCUUCCUGAUCCUGUGAUAAUUUAAUGAAAUGCAUCGUAACUUAUCGACGAAGCCUCUCUGUGUCCUGUAUUGUGGGAAAUGUGUGUGUAUCCUAAAUGUUUACCAGGGAACUGUCAUGGUCGUGCUUUGGUGUGUUUCAGCUCAUUUACCACAGAGAGAAUGUCAUUUGUUCUGCUGUUUAAAACCUGCAGUGUAAUAGAUAUCCAGUAAAGAGGCAGAGAAACAAGGAUCCAGCUCAUUUAUCUGCAGUAAAUGUACAAUUUAAACCUUUUACCAACUCUCAGCCCGAGUGCAACCCAUCAAUUAACUGCACAUCCUUAGCCGGCUUUAUCAUUUAGCUUCUUUUGAUGCAUUAACCACAUGGAUCGGUUUGACAACAUAAGGGCUGGAGCGUGCAAACUUCUAACUGUAUAAACUGAGUUUACAUUAAGUGCAGGGGGGGUGGUGAUGGAGUAUUUUAAAUGUUUUGCCGUAUGCCUUAAGCUUGAGUUUUGGAACAUUGACUUCAAGAUUGAACAAACCAGAACUACUAAUGACAAACCAGAGAAAUAAUAUAUAUGUACUUAAGGAAAAACCCAUUUAUGAACCUUAAAUGAGCUGUUUGAGGUCCUGGAACCCGACCGAAACUAAAGAAGCAAGUUUACAGUCUGGGUCUGAACGUUAAUGUGCGUGUUACCAUCAAAAGCUUUCUAGAAAACUAGUGUUAAAGCACUUUUCAGGAAACUUCCUCUGUUGACGUUCACAAUCUGUUUGAAAAGUGAAAUGUAUUUCUAAUGAAGAGAAUAGGUUUGUAUUAAUGAAGAGUACGUUUCACCUGUAAUCUGUUAUCUGAGUUAUUUUUGGUCCAUCCAUUUUGCUUUGUAUAUCCCGUGUUUGUUUCCAUAUGAAAUGUGAAUACUUCUA